CGGUUUUUGUCCUUCAUCAUCAUUCGUGUGCUCACAGUUUUUCUUCAAGUGUGUACCGGUUAAUUUAAAAUAUAUUUCUUCUGUUAUAUAAGUUGUUAUCGUCAUUGAAUUCUGUAAGUGUGAUAGUGUGUUCGGAAAAUGUUUAAUACGAAAUUAGAAGUGGACCGGCACGUCGAAAACUGCCUACGGAAGAUAAACACUGAGUUGGAGAGAAACCUAAGAUGCUUUGCCUUUGCCAAGCUUUAUUACAAGGUGGGCGAUUACAACAGUGCUCAACGAUACAUAAGCAGUUACCUAAAUGUGAAAAGCUCUUCUUCAGAAGGGCAACAAUUGUUGGGAAAAAUCCUUGAAAAGCUUGGUAAGAAGGUUGAAGCCCUUAAUGCAUAUAAGACAAGUUUAGACAUUGACCCAAAGCAGAAUAGUUUAGUACUUAAAGUUUGUGAAUUGAUGGCCAGUGAUGAUGUUAAUUUGGAUCAGACUGGUGCAAAGUACUUCUGUGAAUUAGCACAGAGUUUUGACCCAUAUAACCCAGUACUGUUUCAAUUAAAAGCCAGAUUAGUAGCUCUAGAGAGUAAAGAUCCCAAUGAAGUUACACAGUUGCUAUUAAAGGAGCUAGAGGCACGUCCCUUAGAUGUUGACAUUAGAGUGAGGCUGCUCAGGCAUUUAUUGCAACAUAAGCAAAUCAAAGAAGCUUACAAUCAUGCUUAUGAUAUAGAGAAAAAAUAUUUAUCAAUAUUCCUGAAUAGUUUGAAUUGGUAUGAAACAUUAGCUGAGGUUCUGGUAUGUUACCAGAGGGAAAACUCUAUUGGUAACACAUUAACUUGGGAAUACUGGAUGCUCUUGAUCUCCGUCCUUGAUAAGUUGGUAUCUCUUAGUUUAGACGAAAGGUCCAUUUCUAUAAAAAAUAACACUGAAUUUGUGACAGCCGUCUUAAAUUUUGACCAGAACCUUCGAAUAGCCGUCGAUAAAAUCAAGUCUUGUCCGGAGAAACAGUUGAUAGCUGAAUUCAUAAACCACUACAGCGGUCAGUUAUGCUUACAUUUUAUAACUUUGUUAUUCAAAUAUGCGCGAAAGGAUUUAAUAAAAUACAAGGAGGCUAUGCAAAUCAGUAUGCCUUUGUUGUUUGCUGCCUACAGCUUUAAGCCAUCAGACUUGGAGAGCAUUUGGUUCCAACAUGCGACAGAAGGUUACAAGCAACAAGUACAGAGGUGGCACAAAGAAGGAGCUUUUCGAUGCUCCCAAGUUGGUCAUAUGAUUAUGUCCAGUGACAGAAGGAAUUCUGUUUUGGAGCGUGCAAAACAAGGUGCGACGGGACUAUGGCGCGAGCACGCAUUCAAAAAGAUUUUUGUAACAAGAGAUCACCAAUUAAAACUAAAAACAAGUUUUUUUACAUGUUCUGAACAGUUUGUGGACUUUUCAAUACAGCUACCAGAUAACAAUGAGUUAUUGAAGUACGAUAAUGUUGCACAGCUGGUAUUUCCUGGCUCACUGCACCACUACAUCUGGAUAGGACUGAACCAAGAGCUGGCCCAAUUCAAUUGUUCCGCUUUCAAUGGAUUGAACUACUCUGUUAAGAAUUUGAACAAUUGCGCGGCGGAAUCUCUGAAUGUCUUGGACAUACAAUCUUUUAUAUACUGCUCAGUUCUUUGCGCGCAGGCACAGAUUGAAGAAAAUAAGCAUACGAUUUACUAUAAUAUGGAGAAGCCCAAUGUGUUACCGGUAUCAGUAAUGAGUAUGCUUGGGACUGCUAAUCAGGACAAGUGGUUGAAGUGCGCUUACAAGAUGUUCUCAACCAAUCAGUACAAUUCCGAUUUGGGUGAUGUUCGGUUGACAUUGAUUCGUGGGAUAGAAGUUGUUCGGUGUAUUGGAAAUCACGGAUUGGAUGUCAAACUAUUGAUUUGCUUGGCAAAGAUUUUCGAAGAACGAGCCCAGAAGUUGUCCAAACAAUCUGAAAUAGAGUUUAAUGAUGCGCGUGCAGAAUUAUAUUGGAAAGCGGCAUUACCGCUUUUGGAAAAAUUGAAGCGGAAUCAAGCGGUCUCGUAUUCUACAAACAGACUGUUCGAAUAUAAGAUCAAAGAAUUGACUCAAACUGAAAUACCGUUGAAUAUUGAAGCUGCAAAACUAUUUAUGGCAACUCAACUGAUGAAGCGUAAAGACUACGAAAAAGCACUGCAGAUAUUUGAAACUUUAAAAGACCCGUACGCUAGUUUCCACCAGAGUCAGAUUUACAAGUCGUUGGCUGAGAAGGAAACAAAUCUUAACAAAGAAAACGUUACGUCUGAGAUGCGCAGUCAACAGAUUAUUUUGUUAACAAAAGCACGCGAUUAUUUGUAUUUGACUUUGGAUAGGUUACGUAAUCCGAACAUAAAUAAAAAGCAUCCUCUCAAUAGUAAGUUGGGAACAGAAAUCGAGAAGAUUGAACGUCUGCUCUCCCGAAUUGAUCCAGACACCUGUCUUAAUAGAAAUGAUGAGUGCGAUGAAAUGUCCGAUGAGAAUGUGUCGUCAUACGGCAGUGAACAGCACUACAAUCAUAGCUAUACAAACGGAAUGUUCAUUCCUCGUCACGACAACACCAACAUGCACUCUACUCCAUUUAGGGACAAUACCAGAAGAGAAGCUCGACCCAGCCCUGAACGUCUUGACGCCCAGCUAAGACAGUUAGCCGCUUCUAAAGAUGCUGCUAUAAAUCACAUACUGGAUCAGAAUAAGAUCAUGGUCGAAUCACAGAAGAAUUUAGUCGACGAGCUAAAAUCAUUUCGUGAGGCAGUGUCUGCCUUGACGAUUACCGUAAACGACUUGAAACAUAUUAGAAGCAGCGCCGAGGACAUCAAACAUAUAAAAGUAUCUGUCAAUGAAUUAAAGGCAUCUGUUGAUGAGUUGCAGAACUUCAAGAGCGUCACCGAUUUGGUGUAUGAGAUGCGCAAAGAGAUAUCUGAACUGAAGAAGGAUACAAAUAAAAUUAAGUCUAAUCAGUUGAGCGACGAGGAUCUGUACGUGCUAGAUGAGGAGUACAGAACCGAAUAUGGCAGCACGAGCACGAAUGUUUCGAGCCUUGCAUCGUCAAUUUAUCCAAACUUGGGAAGAAUGGCUCCACCAAAUUCUUCUUGCCCCAACCCGACAAUGUCUUACAGCAAUACAGGUUAUUAUCCACCAAUGUACUCCAUGUACCCAUAUAAUUGCGGCCUUCCACAAGCCGGCGCAUUGCCAUUCGGCGCUGAGUCCCAAUUAUCCCCUGACAUGAGGGCGGUUGCUAUGAAUGUAGCCCAAUCUGGAAUGAAUCCUGCCGUUGUGGCAGCCGCGGCCGCUGCUUAUCAGCAUGCACCAUUGCAUUCGCAGGCCGCAGCUCCACCAAUAACAUUCCCUCCAACGCCUUUACAGCAACUGCACAAUCAAGUGCUGCCACAAAUCUUCAAGGAAACUCCCAUUAAUCCACCUGUCACCAACACGAGUGCAGCAAACAAAGCAGCUCCGGUUAAUGUCGUCAUAACUUCCUCGGAUCCUUUACCAACUAUCAAAACGUCGAGUCCUCAGAUAUUUUCGGUAACUAUUCCACCACAGCAUCUAAAAGGAAAUCAACAGAAGGCCCACAAUUACCAAAUUCAAUUGCCCGCCUCGACAACUACUAUUGCUACAACGCCAUCAAUACUGAGCCAAUCGCCUAUGCCGGUCUCCACGCAAUCAUUACUUUCGAAUGUGGCUCCUCCAGUUUUCUCAGCUCUUCCAGACAAGUCACCUAACAAGAACGCAAGUCUAGGAUUCCAAAUAGAGAAAAGUUUGGCACUCAGCUUUAACAAGUCUGCAAAUGAUACCAUUCUGAAUCGUAGCAAUGUUUCCACCUCAUCGCAGGAAGAACAUGAUCCGUGUCCCGAUUUCAAACCGAUAAUUCCAUUGCCCGACGAAGUACCAGUGAAUACAGGCGAAGAGAAUGAGGAAGUGCUAUUCCGCGAACGUGGAAAACUCUUCAGAUAUGUAGAGAAAGAAUGGAAGGAGCGUGGCGUCGGCGAAUUGAAGUUGCUGAAAAAUCCGGAAAGUGGCAAGAUUAGAUUUUUGAUGAGACGCGAUCAAGUUCAUAAAAUAUGUGCCAAUCAUUAUUUGACGGAGGACAUGACUAUCAAACAAAUGAGCAAGAAUGAGCAGGCCUACAUUUGGGCUGCAAAUGAUUUCUCUGAAGGAGAAAUUGUUCUCGAGAAAUUCUGUGUCCAAUUCAAGACACCUGAAUUAGCUAAAAACUUUUUUAAGGAAUUCGAAAAUGCUAAGCAGUUAAUUGCAAAGAAGGUGGAAAAUAAACCUGCAGAUUUGGGUGGAUUUAAGUUCACUUCAACGCCUGCAUUCAAGCCUAAUAAAGAGAAUCCUGUGGUGACAAGUACCGUUUCGCAAGCUGAUGACAAAAAAACAGCUAGCCCCUUUGCGGCGUUUUCAUUCACAAAAGACAAGCCAACAGAUUCAAUGAAGACUUUCAAAUUUGAAAGCAACAAAAGUAAAUUUACUUUCACUAAAGAAACACCAACCAAACAAGAUAAGAGCGUCACAGAUAGUCCGAUGUUUUCAGUAUCGUUGGUUAAGAACGUUCAGAAUGAAACCAAAUUAAUUAAAGAAAAUGCCAAUACCUCUUCUAUAUUUGGUAACACUUCCAGUACAUUUACUCCUGUAAAGCAAAUGGAUCAACAACCUGCAGACAAUGAUGAAGGCAGCGCUGAAGAUUUUGUGCCAACUGUCGAAUUCCAGCCGGUCAUUCCGCUACCCGAUUUAGUCGAAGUAAAAACUGGGGAGGAAGAUGCUGACGUUUUAUUCGAAUCUAAAGCCAAAUUACUGCGGUUUGAUUCUGACACUAAAGAAUGGAAGGAACGAGGUGUUGGACAAAUGAAGAUCUUGAAAGAAAAAACGAUUCGCCUAGUGAUGCGACGCGAACAAGUGCACAAAGUUUGUUGUAAUCAUCAAUUGCUGAAGGACAUGGAAUUUAAAACUAUGAAGGGAAGUUCCAAGGCGGUCAGCUGGUGUGCCAACGAUUUCUCCGAGGGCGUUUUCAAUAUUGAAAUGCUGGCAAUACGUUUCAAAACCGAAGACAUAACUACUAGGUUCUUGUCAGUAUUGAAUGAGGCAAAGGAAAUGUUGGACGACAGCAACGGAGUCAGACUAACGGAUGAUGAUAAAGCUGGCAAAGCAGCCAAGCAAUCAGAGGAGAAAGUUAAAACUACAGGAUUUGGCGAUAAGUUCAAACCCAAAACUGGCACUUGGGAGUGCAAAAAUUGCUACAUUGUGAAUGAGCAGAAGAUCAAUCAUUGCAUGGCAUGUGAGACACCCAAGAAUGAUACUGUAUCUAAAAAACAAACCGAUAGCAGUCAGUUCUGUUUCGGUAUCGGUGCCAAUACUACUGGAUUUGGCGACGCAUUUAAACCGAAAACCGGCAGCUGGGAAUGCAAAUCUUGUUAUACCAGGAACGAUUCUACGAAAACGAAAUGCGCGUCAUGUGAAAUACCAAAGGAAGGACCAUCAGACUCUGGUAACACGGGCAGUACUUUCAAGUCUGCUGUCGAUCUGAGCACGGGUGGAUUAAGUUUCAGUUUCGGUAUGCCAUCGGCCACACAACAGACAGUAGCAAAACCAUUGGUGACCAAAGGCUUCGGUGAUGCAUUUAAACCUAAGGCGGGCAGCUGGGAAUGUAAGGAGUGCUACACCAUAUCUGAGGGCAACUAUUGUCUCUCGUGCGAGUGUCCAAAGGACGACACAAUACCAGCUAAGGAGAAAACCACGAAGAGCGUAAGUUUGGAUACUGGCGGACUUAAAUUCAAUUUUGGUAUCCAACCAACUGAAGCAACAACAACGGGUACGACUACUGAUCCUCUCUUGGAUAACAACAAAGGAUUCCAAUUUAAAGUAUCUACUUCAAAUACGAAGCAGGCAAACACCACAGAAGAAAUUGUAUUUGGAUCGCCGCAUAAGGCAGGAUUCGAUUUUACACCACGAUCGCCGCGUCGUCAAAGCUCCGGUCCUGGCCAAGAAGAAGAAUCAGAAAAUAGUUACUACGAGGAUGAAGAAGAUAAUAUAUAUUUUAAACCGGUAAUUCCCCUGCCAGAUAAAGUGGAAGUUACCACUGGAGAGGAAGCAGAAGAUGUCUUGUAUUGCCACAGGGCAAAAUUGUUCAGACAUGUUGACCAUGAAUGGAAAGAACGAGGAAUUGGAGAUUUAAAGAUAUUGUAUAACGCCAAGGAAAAUAAAUUAAGAGUUUUGAUGCGUCGCGAGCAGAUACAUAAGAUUUGCUUGAAUCACAUCCUUACUGAUAGCAUCGCAUAUACCUCAAAGGACGACAAAACAUGGUUAUUUAGUGUCGCCGAUUAUUCAGAAGGCUCAUAUGAGUACCAGAAUUUCUGUUUGCGUUUCAAGACCGCAGAAAUCGCGAAGCAGUUCAAACAAGCUGUGGAUGAGGCUCUGAAGAAGUCGUCUCACGGGGAUGAAGAUGAAGCAGAUGAUGAAGUUGAGUUUGUGUGCGAGACUUCGGUUACAGCUGAAGAAGAGGCGGAGGCGCUGAAACUCGGGCUACCGCCCAAAUUCAUGUCCUACAGACAAUUACCAGACUGCGAAUGUUCGCAAUGCAAGGAAGAUGACGAUAUUUUUAAUACCACCCCCUUGAAAGACAAGAAUACAACAGAAUUCAGCACACCGAACUCAACCUAUUUUGGAACCCCAUCUGGAGACAACAACAGCUUUACGACAAUUGCCAAGCCAGAAAAACAAGGAUCAACUUUGAAAGAUUUACUCUCCAAGCCAACUAUUUUUGGAAGCAGUGUAUUUGCUGCUAAGACCAAUGUAACCACUUCAACUAGUUCCGGCAUGUUUGGUGUUUCUGAUGAGAAUAUCAAGUCGUCACCAGCUAAAGUCUUUGGAGGCUUUAGCAUGAACACAACCACUGCACCAUCAUCUAAUGUUUUUGGAACAACCACAGGAAAUAUGUUCAGUUCGACUAAAACAGGAUCCACAACUAUUUUCAGCGGUAGUCCAGCUACAACAUUAACAAAUGUAUUCGGCACCGGUUCUGUAGAGAAAACAACGUCCACUGUCUUCGGGGCAACUACUACCACGGGCAACAUUUUUGGAGGUAGCGCUAUUUUUGGAUCCGCUGCUCCACCUCCAACAACGUUCAGUGGUGAAAAGGUUUUUGGUAAUAUUGCACAAUCAACAACUGCAAAGAAUGUAAUUGGCAAUGGAACGGCUCCGACUAGCGGAAUCACAUUUGGAACGCCUACUACUUCGACUAUGACAGGAAACCUUUUUGGAACACCCUCCACAGCCACUGGAAGCAUAUUUGGAGGCAGUACCAAUAAUGUCUUUGGCGAUAAAAAUACAAGUACCCCGAUCACCACUGCUACCGGAAGCAUCUUUGGUGGUUUUGGUUCGACGUCAGCACCUCCAACUACGACAAAUGUAUUUGGCACUCCGUCAUCUACAUCAACUGCGUCUGUCUUUGGUAGUAGUGCAGUUUUUAAUACGAGUACCUCCGUUUUUGGAACACCUCCGCAGACGACUGCCUCCUUCAGCGGCAAUAUUUUCGAAACAAAUACAGCUUCUCCAGCCACUAAAAGUAUCUUCGCCGGUGAUAACAGUACUAAACUAAGUUUUACAUCAAUCAUCAAUGAAGCUCCAAGCGCUGCUCCAAAAACAGAGCUGUUAUUCUCUACAAUGAUUGGCGAUAAGAAUACAGCUGCUUUUGUUACAUCUGGCAAUGUGGAAAACCCUUUCGCAAGUAUCGGCGCCGGAACUCAAGUUUUCGCGUCGCAGAAGAAGCCGCCGACUCAGAACAAAAAUGUAGCGGAAGAAACAAAUGAUGAUGAAGGCGCAGAAGGAGAGGAGUAUGAUCCCUACUAUGCGCCAAUUGUACCGUUACCAGACGCAAUCGUAGUUACCACGGGCGAAGAAAAUGAAGAAGUUCUCUUUACACACAAAGGCAAAUUAUAUCGAUUCGAUAAUAAAGAGUGGAAAGAGAGAGGAGUGGGUGAUGUCAAAGUACUACAUAACCCAGAGACACGUACUUAUCGAUUAUUGUUGAGGCGUGAAGUUGUUCACAAAAUCGUUUUGAAUCAGCGGAUUACUUCCAACUUAGAUAUGCAGCUGUUCAGCAAAUCUGCAAAUACGUGGAUGUGGGCCGGUUAUAAUUUCUGCGACAAUGAAAUGCUAUCAGAGAAGCUAGCAGUGAGGUUUAAAGACGAAAAGACAUGCACUCGAUUUUACGAAACAGUCCAAAAGGCUAUAGAGGAAGUGAGAAAAGUCGAAAGCAAUGCUUCGGACUUCCCAACUACUAUCGAAAAUAUAAGCGAAGUAGACAAUGACGAGGUGGAUGAAGAGGAGGCGGAGGAUGAAGAAGAAGUGGAUGAGGAAGAAGAUGAGGAGGAUGGCCGAAGAGUGUUGUUCGCAAAGGAGUGCGCUCUGAGUGAGAAACUUCCAUCUGGAGAAUGGGUCGAGUUAUCUUCUGUGGUUCAUCUAGAAAUAAUUUAUGACCCAGAAAGAUGGAUUUCCAGGAUUAUAGCAGUUGAUGAUACCGGAUGCAUUCACACCAAUAGUGUUAUUAAAUAUACUGAGAGCUCAAUGAGAAUGGAACCUGACGAAAACGGUGUGAUAUGCAAUUGGACAAGCCUGGAUUCUGACGGCGAGAAUAUGAUCAAGAGAAAUCUGAGGGCCACCUUUGAUUCAAAUGAUAGUGCUACAGAUUGUUAUUGCGCUUUUGAGGAGACUUUCUCUUACGUCCACGAAGAAUAAGUUUAAUUAUAUUAAAUAUCCAUUACAUUCAUUUAUUACACUUUAUUUAAGAUUCAA
Molecule: messenger RNA, 8805 nt
Organism: Nicrophorus vespilloides
Lineage: Eukaryota; Metazoa; Arthropoda; Insecta; Coleoptera; Silphidae
Product: ranBP2-like and GRIP domain-containing protein 4
Exons: 10
Coding region: 139-8748 (2869 amino acids)
Biological process (GO): intracellular transport
Cellular component (GO): cytoplasm; nuclear pore
Molecular function (GO): GTPase activator activity; protein binding
Source: RefSeq, a predicted model, not a curated record